GUAAGGAUUAAGCGAUAAUUGUUGUUUUUAUUAGAGGUCUUCUUCCUCCCUUUAACAAUUUUCUUCUUCUUCCUCUUCUUCUUCGUUUGGAGCUCUCUGGGAUGGGAUCAACGAAUGAGGAGCUGAUGAGUCGACUCGUUGACUCCGUCAAGCAAAUUUCAAAGUUUUCUAAUUCCAAAGGCUUCUUCGGGAGGAUCCAAGGCGAUCUCGUCCGCAGGAUCACCCUUCUCAGCCCUUUCUUCGAGGAAUUGAUCGACAUCGGCGCUGAGUUGAACGAAGAACAACAACUCACAGGGUUUGAGGUUAUGAUGAUCGCUCUCGAUUCAAGCUUACAGCUUUUUCGAUCUGUCAAUGGAGGAAGCAAACUUCUUCAGAUCGUCCAUAGGGGUUCUGUUAUGCAGAAGUUCCACGACGUGACAGUGGAGAUAGAAGCAGCCUUAACUCAGAUCCCUUAUGAUCACUUCGAAGUCUCCGAGGAGGUCAUAGAACAGGUCAAGCUUCUGCAUUCUCAAUUCAAGAGAGCAACAGAAAGACAAGAAGACUAUGACCUGCAGCUAAGCCAUGAUCUUGCCGUGGCAGAGAGCGUGGUAGAUCCUGACCCUGAAACCCUCAAAAGACUGUCGCAAGAGCUCCAACUCAGCACCAUUGAUGAGCUCAAGAAAGAAUCACACGCCAUUCACGAGUACUUUCUUUCGUAUGAAGGGGAUCCAGACGACUGUUUCCAGAGGAUGUCCUCUCUUCUUAAAAAGCUGGUGGACUGUGCAUCAACUGAAAGUUCGGAACCUGAUGCAUCCACCGGCAGCAAAGUCAUUUCGAGACAUCGUUCUCCUGUUAUACCGGAGUACUUUCGGUGUCCGAUAUCACUUGAACUGAUGAAAGAUCCUGUCAUCGUCUCCACUGGACAGACAUAUGAGAGAUCAUCCAUACAGAAGUGGCUCGAUGCUGGUCACAAAACCUGUCCGAAAUCUCAGGAAACACUCUUGCAUUCCGGACUAACCCCUAACUACGUGUUAAAGAGUCUCAUUGCUCUUUGGUGUGAGAGCAACGGUAUUGAGCUUCCACAAAACCAAGGGAGCAGCUACAGAACCACAAGACCAGGAGGAGGAAGCAGCUCAUCAGAUUGUGACCGAGCAUUUGUCCUCGCCUUGUUAGAGAAGCUAGCCAACGGAUCUACAGAACAGCAAAGAGCUGCAGCUGGAGAGCUCCGGUUACUAGCCAAGAGGAACGCGGACAACAGAGUAUGCAUCGCUGAGGCUGGAGCCAUACCUCUCCUUGUAGAGCUUCUAUCCUCACCGGAUCCUCGGACUCAAGAACAUUCCGUGACGGCUCUUCUGAAUCUUUCUAUAAACGAAGGUAACAAAGGAGCCAUUGUCGACGCAGGAGCUAUCACGGAUAUAGUGGAAGUGCUUAAAAACGGAAGCAUGGAGGCUAGAGAGAACGCAGCUGCGACUCUUUUCAGUUUAUCUGUCGUAGAUGAGAACAAAGUGGCGAUAGGUGCUGCUGGAGCUAUCCAAGCUCUUAUAAGCUUGCUUGAGGAAGGAACAAGAAGAGGGAAAAAAGACGCUGCAACGGCUAUAUUCAAUCUGUGCAUAUACCAAGGGAAUAAAUCAAGAGCCAUUAAGGGAGGUAUCGUUGAUCCUCUGACGAGGUUACUGAAAGAUGCAGGUGGAGGAAUGGUGGAUGAAGCUUUGGCUAUCCUGGCGAUACUUUCGACGAACCAAGAAGGGAAAGCAGCUAUAGCUGAAGCGGAUACUAUUCCUGUUUUGGUUGAGAUUAUAAGGACAGGGUCACCGAGGAACCGGGAGAACGCUGCUGCUAUACUUUGGUAUCUGUGUAUCGGGAAUAUGGAGAGGCUGAAUGUAGCGAGAGAGGUUGGUGCAGAUGUUGCGUUGAAGGAGCUUACUGAGAAUGGGACUGAUAGAGCUAAGAGGAAAGCUGCGAGCUUGUUGGAGAUCAUUCAGCAACUCGAAGGUGUUGCGAUAUCUACUGUUCCAUGAAGGCCUCGCUCCUGUGGUAUCUUAUUUGUUUCAGUAUAGAUUAUAUAUGUGUAGGGAACUUUUGGAUUGACUCUGACUAAAGAAGCUUAUGUAAUGUCUACUAAGUUUUGUGUAUACAAUAAAACCUCUUUAAUUA
Molecule: messenger RNA, 2133 nt
Organism: Brassica oleracea var. oleracea
Lineage: Eukaryota; Viridiplantae; Streptophyta; Magnoliopsida; Brassicales; Brassicaceae
Product: U-box domain-containing protein 14
Exons: 4
Coding region: 102-1997 (631 amino acids)
Biological process (GO): protein ubiquitination
Cellular component (GO): nucleus; cytoplasm
Molecular function (GO): ubiquitin-protein transferase activity; protein binding
Source: RefSeq, a predicted model, not a curated record